AGGAAGCGAGAGGUGUUGAGAAUGUGUGGCAAGGCGCGGGGCGGAGCUGACCCCGCACCGGCCAGUUUCAAAGGGAAGUACUAUAGUCAAUAGAAAGAAUCCGGCCUGACCAGGGCUCAAACUGCCGCCUGUUAUUAGGCCGUGAACCCUUGCAGCACAGCGUUCUAACCGAUUGAGCCACCGAAGUGUGUGUGUGUGUGUGUGUGUGUGUGUGUGUGUGUGUGUGUGUGUGUGUGUGUGUGUGUGUGUGUUUAAAUCGUUUCCAUCGCGGCACUGUUACCAUGUCAUGGUACAAAGGACAUCCUGCCCCUACACUCAGCUGCCUUACUCCCAGACAGUCGCAGGCACUGAGGCAGGGAUGGCGGGCCGUGUGGCUGUGAUAGUUUUCCUCUCGUUGUGUCUUGCAAUCGCCAUCAGCCACGCCUCGAGUGAAGAGUGUGACACAUUUGAAGAAGAAAAUAAAGAACGAGAAAGGGAAGUAGGAGAAAAUAAAGUUGAUACUGUUUACGAAAGCAAGAGUGACAGAAAACGAAAGUCAGUAACCUUGUAUGUGAAGCCGGGGCAAGGCUUUCAGGGAGUAAGUCUUGAGGUGACACAAGCGAAAAAUUCGACACAUGUGGUCUGGUUUCCUGUUGACCAGAGCUACACAGGCACCAUGUGGGUCGAGCUGGACAUGUUAGUAAAAACACACACGAAAAGAAAUCAUGGGCCUCCUUACGUGCUGCACUUCGAGUUAAAGAGUGGUGACUGUGAGAAGGUGUGUCAGACGUCUUCGAGUUACUAUUACAAUAUGAGGCUGCGUGUUGUAGCUCAUGGCUCAUCCACCUGGCGACGUAAGAAAACACGAAACAUGCACAUCGACAAACAGUCCGAGGAGCUGCCGUUCACCAAAGACACAACCCAGUGCAUAAACCCACCAGAUCAUAACCCACCCGGCAACACAAACUACAUCCUCAAGCCGCCUCCCCCCAUCACCACGCCGCCCAUCCCUUCUACACCGCCUAUGUCAGGGCUGAUCAUAAUAUUGUCGGUGGUGAUGGUGGUGGUGGCGCUGGUCCUGGCUGUCGUGGCGGUAGUGGUGUUCUUUCAAAUUCAACAACUUGUCAACACCCUCGCUCUCAGAGACCAGCCAUCCUCGACAACCGGAUCCGGCCACGCCCACAAGAGCUUCAGUCCACGUCAUUGAGAACAGUCUGUACGAACCUUUCAGCGGCCCCCAGACAAGACCCGCCGCCAGGGGACAUCAAGAGCAAGUGCACGUCAUUGAGAACAGUCUGUACGAGCCCUUCAGCGGCCCCAAGACACAGUAACACGACAGACACACAGGAACACGAUAGACACACAAACACGGCAGCCACACAGGAACACGAUAGACACACAAACACGGCAGCCACACAGGAACACGACAGACACACACAAACACGGCAGCCACACAGGAACACGACAGACACACACAAACACGGCAGCCACACAGGAACACGACAGACACACACAAACACGCCCGGCGGCCCUGCGGUGCGUGCAGGACGCAGGCCUCCCCAAAGUGUCUCAUCAGGUCUGUUCCGCCGAUCAUGAUGUAAACGUGCCGGAGACUUGUUACUUUCAUUAUUAUUUUUUUGUGAGUGUGGGUGUUCAUAAAUUGAUGUACCAUGAAAAAAAUGAAGGAUUAUUUACUAUUGUAUCUCAUGAAUACAGAACUAGAAGUUCUUUCAUGGAUUUACAAGUUACUUUUCAAGAUUUUUCUUCUUCAUAUAUAUAGAAGUGUAGUUUAUAAAGCAGCCAAUAUAUUGAACGCUGUUUCACUAGUUUUCAAACUGUGCAAUAAUUACUUUUUUUUAUUCUAAUCCAAUUAUACUGUGCACACCUUUAGUUAAUAUUGUGCCUCUGAAUACUGUGCACACCUUUAGUUAAUAUUGUGCCUCUGAAUACUGUGCACACCUUUAGUUAAUAUUGUGCCUCUGAAUACUGUGCACACCUUCAGUUAAUAUUGUGCCUCUGAAUACUGUGCACACCUUUAGUUAAUAUUGUGCCUCUGAAUACUGUGCACACCUUUAGUUAAUAUUGUGCCUCUGAAUACUGUGCAUAC
Messenger RNA from Eriocheir sinensis (Chinese mitten crab), 2086 nucleotides. RefSeq lists its product as uncharacterized. The record is from RefSeq and is a predicted model, not a curated record. The transcript is spliced from 3 exons. NCBI's taxonomy places the organism in Eukaryota, Metazoa, Arthropoda, Malacostraca, Decapoda, Varunidae. Bases 287 to 1186 code for a protein of 299 amino acids.